CAGGACUUCCUUCGUCCCAAUCGCAUUGACGUCUGGAGAAGCACCACCACAUGUCGAGUCAAGAUGCAUCCCCAUCUGCAUACCAAAGAUAAUACAAAUUGCGCAGAUGUCAUGAACGCCCUCGAGGAGUGCCAUGCACGAGGCUUCCUCUAUCGAUGUACAGGUGCAUGUACGGACGCAAAGAUAGCCGUGAAUAAAUGUCUACGCGGAGAAAGAUUGGAAAGACAAAGACUCAACCGGGAGAAGGCUAAGAUCAUCAACGACAAAAAGAAGCAAGCAUUCAAUGAGAUCAAGGAAAAUUCAUGACAAGCCAUCGACUGUAUUUGAGGCGUAUGUUUCGAGAUUAUUGGGCACAAUGAAAUGAUGUGAACAAAAGCGAUCAGAAAAGAGCGUGUUGCGAAUAAUUCUCAUCCCAUAAAAUCCUCCUGGGAACUUCAUAAGAUCGUAAUCUGAACGUCGUAAGGCUAUGUUCUCAUGU
This is a messenger RNA of Pseudovirgaria hyperparasitica, 478 nucleotides long. Its product is annotated as UPF0287-domain-containing protein. The record is from RefSeq and is a predicted model, not a curated record. Lineage: Eukaryota; Fungi; Ascomycota; Dothideomycetes; Acrospermales; Acrospermaceae. The coding region runs from base 64 to 306 and encodes 80 amino acids. The transcript has 2 exons.